Chrysoperla carnea is the source of this 941-nucleotide messenger RNA. Its product is annotated as methylglutaconyl-CoA hydratase, mitochondrial. Bases 47 to 904 code for a protein of 285 amino acids. Gene Ontology annotation, cellular component: mitochondrion. Gene Ontology annotation, biological process: fatty acid beta-oxidation. The record is from RefSeq and is a predicted model, not a curated record. NCBI's taxonomy places the organism in Eukaryota, Metazoa, Arthropoda, Insecta, Neuroptera, Chrysopidae. Gene Ontology annotation, molecular function: enoyl-CoA hydratase activity. The transcript is spliced from 4 exons.
GAAAGUAAUUAUUUAUAUAGUUAAUAACAUAUUCGAAGGUUACAAAAUGUUUAAACAAUUUAUACCGUUGCAAAAAUCAAUUCGAACAUUUUCGAAACUUAUUAAUAAUGAUGUUCAAUUAGAAUAUCGGAAAAUUUUAGAAAAUGAAGUUGCAAUAAUUGGUAUUAAUCGGCCAAAACAAAAAAAUGCAAUGAGUAAAAGUUUUGUAGAGGCUAUGAAUAAUAUUAUUGAUCAAUUAAAAUAUAAUAAAGAUGUACGUGUUGCAAUUGUUCGAAGUUUGGUACCGGGUAUUUUUUGUGCAGGCGCUGAUUUAAAAGAAAGAGCAACUAUGACUGAUAAGGAAGUUCAAUCUUUUGUUUGUCAAUUACGAGAAAUGAAUCAAGAUAUUGAAAGUUUACCAAUGCCUGUUAUUGCUGCGGUAGAUGGACCUGCGUUGGGUGGUGGUAUGGAAUUAGCUUUAGCUUGUGACUUACGAAUUGUCGCAGAUACUGCUAAAUUAGGCUUGGUUGAAACAAAAUUAGCAAUAAUACCUGGUUCUGGCGGAACUCAACGGUUACCACGACUUAUUAAUCCUGGGCUAGCUAAAGAACUUAUAUUUACCGGGCGUACUUUAAGUGGAAUUGAAGCAGAAAAAUAUGGAAUUGUAAACCACCUGGUGAAACAAAACAGUACGUUAGAUGCUGCAUUCAAUAAGGCUUUAAAUAUUGCUGAAGAAAUCGCACCAAACGGACCAAUAGGCGUACAAAUGGCAAAAAAAGCAAUUGAUAAAGGUCUGCAAGUUGAUUUAAGUACUGGUUUAGCAAUUGAAGAAGCUUGUUAUGCUCAAGUUAUACCUACCAAAGAUAGAACUGAAGGACUUCAGGCGUUUAAAGAAAAACGAAAACCUAAUUAUAAAGGAGAGUAACAUUUUUAAUUUUUUUGUAUUAUAAAAUAUGAAUAAA